AUGAGUUGCUGUUUCUCGAAGAAGCUUUUCAACCGCGGCGCGAAUCGUCGUGAGGACUGUUAUAGAGUCAAAGAGACCGGAGAAGCCAAGCCAGAGGACGGAGAAGCUCCAAAGUACUCGUGGGAUCGUCGUGAAAAGGUGGAUCCCGCUGAUUUCACCGUUCAAGACAUUCACAGCAAGACGUUGAGAAAGGAGGGGAAAGAGGGAGGACCUCUUCAAAUCGAGAAUUGCACGGCAAGUGAUAAAUCUGGCGACGCCACAAUCCUCUUCCUCCAUCAAACGUCUCAAGUCAUCAUCGACGAUUGCCGUCGCUGUACCAUCGUUCUCGGCCCAACCCAAGGCAGUGUCUUCGUCCGUGACUCGUCGAAUUGCACUAUUCUGACGUCAUGCCAACAGCUGCGUACUCGCGACUGUACCAGCGUUCGCAUUGGGAUUCUGUGCCCAACGGAACCGAUUAUCGAGAAUUCCAACGAUAUUUGCUUCUUCCAUUUGGCAAUGAAGUAUCCACACUUGAAAGAUCAAAUGCACGCUGUCGGUCUCCGCCCAUUCACCAAUCGUGUCGUCUCGGUACACGACUUCUCUCCAGCGGUCGGCAAGCCCAACUUUGUGGUGUCAGCUGAACCGUUGAAGAUGUCGGAGGGUCAGGAUGAGAUUCUGAAAGUGAACACAGUGAUUCUCAAGGCAACACCAGCUGACUUUAUUCCACGUUUCACCGCAAUGAAAGACGAAGAUCCGACGUAUCUUUACAUUCUUGGAAAGUCCGAGCCAGUUGAUGAGUUGGGCGACAGGGCUAUCGAAAUACUUCACGCCGUCUAUAAGGCCGGUAUGAAGGUGAUGGCCACUUACGAUGUGGAGACGAAGAAUCUCGACGCGACACUCAUUCCGUUCGCCAGAAUGUCGGAACGACUCAUUCUCUUCCAACUCUCCGGAAGUCUCGCCAAUCUCGAGUGUGACGUGGAUUUCGAUCUGAUCUCUGAGAACGACAUGGAGCCACUUCAGAAGUUGCUCAUUCAUCUCAACGGAAGAAAAAGUGGCUAA
Messenger RNA from Caenorhabditis remanei, 1038 nucleotides. RefSeq lists its product as uncharacterized. Gene Ontology annotation, biological process: post-Golgi vesicle-mediated transport. Gene Ontology annotation, molecular function: GTPase activator activity. NCBI's taxonomy places the organism in Eukaryota, Metazoa, Nematoda, Chromadorea, Rhabditida, Rhabditidae. The transcript has 4 exons. The coding region runs from base 1 to 1038 and encodes 345 amino acids. The record is from RefSeq and is a predicted model, not a curated record. Gene Ontology annotation, cellular component: periciliary membrane compartment; cilium.